UGGCGGACUCCGGUUACUCACAGGCUUCGGUUCUGGGAGUUGAAGGAAAGAUAAACUAGGAAAAACAAAUCGCAUCACAGCCUUCAGGACAAAAUCCAGUGACGUGGCUCGCGAAGAUCGCCAGACAGUCAACACAGCGAAUAACGGGAAGUUGGUAUGUUUUAAGAUGUCAGACAACAAAAGCCCAGCAAAUGACAUAGAGGAUAACGCAGAGGUUUCGGCUCCCAAAGAGCAGUUGCCAGCUUCGCAGGAUGAUUCCUCUCCAGACUCUAACAGUGACAGCUUUGCAGACGUAGCUCCUACUCGAAAGACAAGGAGGAGACCAGAGAACAAACCCCCACCUCAAGAAACUCCAGAGACUGCUGUCACGUCAGAAAAUGCAGCACAGACCCCCACACAGACAACUGUAUCCCAGGGUUCUUCCUGGGGUUACUGGGGAAGCUGGGGAAAAUCCAUCCUUUCUACUGCCACAGCCACUGUGGCCACAGUAGGACAAGGGCUGUCUCAAGUUAUUGAGAAGGCAGAGACAUCACUAGGAAUUCCCAGCCCUGAGGAACUCUCUGCUCAGGAAGAACGGGAAGAGAAAACAGAUGCUGCAUCCAGCAGUGAAGCAGAAAAAGCAGAUGAAGAGGGAUACGCAAAGGGCGGUACGAUGGGAAUGCUGUCCUCCAGCAGCAUAGGAAUGCUUUCUUCUAUCUCCAGUAUGGUUCAGACUACGAGUAAAACAGUAAUCAGUGGUGGUCUGGAUGCGUUGGAGUUUAUUGGAAAGAAGACGAUGGACGUGAUCGCUGAGGGAGACCCCGGCUUCAAGAAAACUAAAGGGCUGAUGAUCAGAAACUCCACACUUUCACAGGUUUUGAGGGAGGCAAAGGAACGAGAAGAGCAGCAGACGACUGAGAAUGUCGCUUCUGAAAUGGAAAAGGUGGCUCAUUAUGGCAUGUUAUUCGAUGAGUUCCAGGGACUGUCCCACCUGGAGGCUCUAGAGCUCCUGUCCAGAGAAAGUGAAGCAAAGGUGAAAUCUGUGCUGACCACCCUGUCUGGUGAUGAACUGGUCCAGCUAAGAGAGGAGCUGGAGCAGAUAAAGGAGUCCUUCUCCCUCAUGGAGUUUGAUGAUGAGGAGGUGGACGAUACAAAAGACGAUGCUGGUGAAAGCUUUGAAAAGGAUUUGAAUGAAGCACUUGAAAAACUUCACAUAUCAUCAACCUCUGAGAGGCUUUGCAAGGCCCGGAAAAACGCAUUCAGCCGCGUCACAGACAUUAAACUACCAACUGAAGCCAAGCAGCAGGAAGAAGAUGGAGAUGAACAGGAGGCAGCAGUGACCAAAUGCACGGUUGAGGCUGCUCACUCCUCAGCUAUCACAAGCCUGGCUGAGCUCACAGCCAGAUCUAUCGAGCAGUUCCACAAGGUGGCAGAAAUGCUUCUUCACUCUAACUCUGAGGAGGUCACUGCCCUGGAACAAGCCAAAGUCCUUUCACAAAUUACCAUAGUUCUCUGCAAGGAAAUAUCAUUACUAUCCAAAAGGUUCACAGCCUGUUUAACAACAAUUGGGUCAAAUGAGAAAGGAGAGGUCCUUAAUCCACUUAUAACUGGAGUAUUCCUAGAGGCUUCCAACAGUGCCUCAUAUAUCCAGGAUGCUUUCCAGCUCUUGAUGCCAGUACUAGAAGUUUCUCACAUCCAGAGGACAGUUGACUCAGGCCCCCACUAACCACACAGCACUCGUUACUGAGUGAAACUGAACAAACUGUAAAGGACAGUAAUGUUGAAAUGCUGCAGUAUUUUGAUAAGAAUCAAACAUGGUUUUCGUUUAGAAAUGAACAUCAAUUUCCCAAAGUAAAAACAGCAAAAAAAACGUUUGAUGUAUCAAGUUAGUGUUCACAAUUGGCUUAUUUAUGUCAAUUGUGUUAUUCAAAUUAUUUAGUAUUUUACAUCAUUUUGAAACUGUUAAGUUAUAUAAUGCUGUUCUCUAUAACGGACUGUAUAAAAGGGCAUACAUAUUUUGACUUAUGCAGGAAUCAACCACUUCUAAGCUUUACAUAACAUCACCUAUUAAGACUUUGGUAACUAUACUUUUGCAUUCAUAAAGUACAGUAUUAUUUUGACCUUAAAAUGAUUGUAUCUGAGAAAUUUGGACAUAGAGUGAAUAGAGUGUAUAAAUGUCCAGUUAGUGCUGCCUAAAGACUAAAUAGAAUUGUUGUGUAGUGUAAUGUAAGGUUAAGCUGUUGGGACACUUUCUUGUGUUGAGAAUGUGUAAUGUUUGGCUGUAACAUCAAUGUGUGCCAUUACCGUAAUAAGUAAACACAUUAGUAAUUUUGA
Messenger RNA from Astyanax mexicanus (Mexican tetra), 2313 nucleotides. RefSeq names its product family with sequence similarity 114 member A2 (gene fam114a2). Bases 167 to 1705 code for a protein of 512 amino acids. The transcript has 14 exons. Lineage: Eukaryota; Metazoa; Chordata; Actinopteri; Characiformes; Acestrorhamphidae. The record is from RefSeq and is a predicted model, not a curated record.